AUGCCAAUACUGGCUGAAGGAUUGCCUCGAAAGAUUGCCGACCCAUUUGACUAUGGAGGUGGGCACAUCAACCCUAACAGAGCAGCAGAUCCUAAACUGAUUUAUGACAUCAAUCCAAAGGAUUACAACUACUUCUUUGAUUGCACCAUCAAAACAUCUGUUAGCUGUAAUGCAACAUCGACACCUGGGUAUCUCUUGAACCUGCCAUCCAUCUCAGCUCUAGAUUUGAGGUAUCCAGUUACCUUGUGGAGAACUGUCACUAAUGUAGGCGAGGUCAAUGCAGUGUACCAUGUUGUAAUUGAGAACCCGGCUGGAAUCAAGAUCGAAGUUGAGCCAUCUGUUCUUGUGUUCAAUGCUGCAAACAAAGUUCACACAUUUCAAGUCAAGCUAUCACCUCUGUGGAGGUUACAAGGGGAUUAUACAUUUGGAAGCCUUACUUGGUACAAUAACCAAAAGAAGGUUCGAAUUCCAAUAGCGGCCCCGAUCACGAUGUAUGAUUUAUUUGCAGAUGUUGCAUAA
Molecule: messenger RNA, 519 nt
Organism: Miscanthus lutarioriparius
Lineage: Eukaryota; Viridiplantae; Streptophyta; Magnoliopsida; Poales; Poaceae
Source: the annotation of a GenBank genome assembly